UUGAGCCGCUUGGCCUUCCACAGGGCGGGGAUGGCUGUCUAGUGAAAAGCUAGGAAGUAAAGACGGCAGUGUGUCGCUCGGACUCGGACCUCUGUGUGUGUGUGAGAGUUUGCCAGUACAGGUGAUCUGCUGAGGAAAAAACCGAGUGGAUCUGACCCCUGAGUGGACAUGUGUGGUGAUGGAAUGACGCCAGAUGAAAGCAGGUGCUGUGUGUGAGAUGUGGUGUGUUCUCGACUGUCACCAUGAGCGUCCCAGACAGCAGAAGCUCCAGCGGCAUGUCCUACGUACUGCAGGUACACGUGAGUCCGUCCCUCAGUUCACGUCAGUCCUGCACUGUCAGAGUGCGAGAGGACACCACGGCGGCCCUGGUGGUGCAGAAAGUGGCUGAGCUGCUUCAGCUGGACUCCUCCCAGCCGUACGAGCUAAUGGAGGUCAGGGAACAUGCAGGGGACCGACACGUCCUCCGGAUGGAUGAUCGUCCCGUUGACCGCCUGCUGCUUUGGCCUCGGGGACACGAGGAACAUCGGGGUUACUACUUCAUCUUCCAAGAGGGCAAACCCGAGCCGUCGGGGCGGUGUAUUACGGCGCAGGACUUUCUCACACCCCGAAGUGAAGACGUGAAGGACCUGUGCAGCCUCGCCGUGCUGACCGAGGCCAAUAUUCUAGAAACUCUACGCACUCGCUUCAACAAGAACCAAAUCUACACCUACGCCAGUAACAUCCUCAUCACCAUCAACCCCUUCAAGUUCCUCCCCAUCUACAACCCCAAAUAUCUGCAUCAGUACGAGAAUUGCGUUCUGGGAAAAGAAGAUCCUCACAUCUUUGCUAUAGCGGACGCUGCGUUCCGGGCCAUGUUGACCAAACACACCAAUCAGUGCAUCGUCAUCUCCGGAGAGAGCGGCUCGGGGAAAACGCAGAGCACCAACUUCAUCAUCCACUGUCUGACCGCGCUGAGCAGGAAGGGCUGCACCAGUGGCGUGGAGAGGACCAUCUUAGGAGCCGGACCAGUACUGGAGGCUUUCGGGAACGCAAAGACGACACACAACAACAACUCGAGUCGCUUCGGGAAGUUCAUCCAGGUGAAUUUUCUGGAAGGUGGAAUCGUUAGAGGAGCCACAAUAGAGAAGUACCUGUUGGAGAAAUGUCGUCUUGUGUCAAGGAAGAGCAGAGAAAGAAACUAUCAUGUGUUUUAUUACCUGCUUGUCGGAUCGUCUCAGGAAGAAAAAGAAGAAUUCAAACUUUUAGAACCUGAAAAUUAUUACUACCUCAAACAGGAUCAGGGUGAUGUGGACGAUGCAGCAGAGAUUCAGAGUGAGUUUAAGAGACUUCAGCAGGCCAUGGAGAUGGUGGGCUUCCUGCCUGCUACCAGGAAACAAAUAUUCUCUGUGCUUUCUGCGAUCCUCCACCUGGGGAAUGUGAGCUACGAGCGGAGAGCAGACGGAGACGGAGUGACCGUGGGACCAGCAGACGUCCUUCAGACUCUCUCUCAACUGCUCAAGGUGAGAGAGGAUCUUCUAAUUGAGGCUCUGACUUGUAGGAAAACUCAGACAGUGAAUGACUUCCUUGUGCUGCGCUACAGCCUCAGUGAGGCGAUCACUGCACGAGACUCGAUGGCUAAAUCUCUGUACAGCUCGCUGUUUGAUUGGAUCGUCCUCCGCAUCAACCACGCUCUCCUCAACAAAAGGGACAUGGAGGACUCUGUGCCGUGUCUCUCCAUUGGUGUGUUAGACAUUUUUGGCUUUGAGGAUUUUAAGACCAACAGCUUCGAGCAGUUCUGCAUUAACUACGCUAACGAGCAGCUACAGAAUUACUUCAACCAUCACAUCUUCCACCUUGAACAGGACGAGUAUGUGUUGGAGGGAAUCAGCUGGACCUCAGUGGGUUACACAGAUAAUGUUGGUUGUAUUAAUCUGAUCAGUAAGAAGCCCACAGGUCUCCUCUAUCUGCUGGAUGAGGAGAGCAGUUUACCUCAGGCCUCUGACAGCACGCUGUUGGAGAAGUUUAAGCGGCAGCAUCAGGAGAACCCGUUCUUUGUUCCUACACCAGUUCUAGAGCCAGCGUUUGUCAUCCGUCACUAUGCUGGAAAAGUCAAAUACCAAAUAAAGGAUUUCAGAGAGAAAAACACGGAUCACGUGAGGCCUGAUAUCGUGACUCUCCUGCGCAGUAGUGAACGAGGAUUUCUGAGGCGCUUAACCGGAACUGACCCAGUUGCAGUGUUCAGGUGGGGGAUCCUCCGCGCCACCAUACGUGCAAUGUAUGCCUUGAGACAGGCGGGGCGACGCUGGGCCGCUGAACAUCCAGCGACAGUAAGACGAUACUCUCGCGACUCUCUGAGCGAACAGAAGAGACGGAGCUCCGUGAAGCACCUGGUGAGCCAGCAUUCUCUCAUCCAGUUCUCCUUCGACCGCUCUGAGGAGAACCCGCUUGAGGUAUUGGAGGACGUCUUCGCCACAUUCGACAGUAAAAAGGAAUUGCAUGAAAAAAUCCUCCGCACUGUAACGCGAUUAGGUGGCGAAGUUCCUCAAAAGUUCCGUCUCUCCACCGUUUCUCUGAGGAAAUUACGACACUUUUCUCCGAAGACUCACACCAGCCGCCACAAACAGAUCAUUCCAAAGAAUCUGUUGGACUAUCGGUGUCUAAAGCUGAUCAUGGAUUUGAAUCUUCACAACAGCGACACUCGUGCUUUACUCCACCUACACAAGAAGAAGAAACCUCCCAGCAUCAGUGCCCAGUACCAGACGUCUCUGGUGAAGCUGUUGGACACUCUGAGGAGAGCCGAGCCGUUCUUUGUGCGCUGUAUCAGGUCCAACGCUGAGAAGAGGGAAAUGCAGUUUGAUGAUGAUUUUGUCCUUAGACAGUUGAGGUACUCUGGUAUGUUGGAGACGGUUUGCAUUAAGAGAUCAGGUUACGGAGCCAAGUUCACUUUUAAGGAGUUCAGGGAUGAAUUCAGGAUUUUGCUGCCGAGGAAAUCGUCCUCUCUCCAGCAGGACAUCCAGAAACUUCUGCUCAAAAUCUCAGAGGACAAGAACAACUUCCAGAUCGGCAAAACCAAGGUGUUUUUAAAGGAGAUGGAGCGACAGAAACUCCAGGACACACUGCAUAAGGAAGUGAUGCGGCGAAUCCUCCUGCUGCAGCGCUGGUUUCGGGCGUGUCUCGCACGCAAACACUUCCUGCUAAAGAAGAGAGCCAUCAUCAUAGUACAGAGGUCAUGGCGAAGUUUUCGAACCUCGACUAAGUGCAGAGCCGCCACCGUGAUCCAGAAAGCGUGGAGAGAAUCUCACGAGCGAGCGGAGUAUCUGCGCCAGAGAAACAGUCUGAAGAACCUGCAGCAGCUGAAACACAACUCAGAGAACCGCAGGUGUCAGCAGGAGGAGCGAGGGGGUAGGGCAGAUGGUCGUAAGGGCACUUCAGGAAGUGAGCAGAGCAGGAAUGAGAUGGUGCUGCCACACCCUGACGGUAAAGUAAAGCCACUGCCUCCUUUGCCGACCCAAACUCCAACGGAGAAAGAGCCUGUGAAGAACCUCAGAACCAAGCCUCAGCAGAACCCAGGCGGCGUCACGGAGCCGAGAGAGAGACGAGAGAAUGAGGGGACCGACAGGAACGCGGCGCUCCCCGUAGCUCCGCCCAAACUCGACCCUCUCACUGACCCGAAAGCAGAUGACAGUCCCGGCACGCUGCAGCGCUCCAAACCAGCUAACAUGAAGGAGAAGGUGGAGAAGUGGAGAGAGAGGAGGAGCGACGUUGAGAACAUCAAGAUCAGCAACUUAAAAGCUCGAGGAAUGUCCAUGUCUCUGGAUAAUCUGAACUUCAAAACCAGUUCAUCUGAGUCUGACAGCACAUCUCCACCCAACUCUGAGGUGACGCUGCGUAGGCGUAGGCACUCGAGACACAAGCGGCGAUUGGCUCACGCUCGCAGCGGCCUCAUGCUGAAGGCCACAGAGGAGUGUGAGGAUUACUGGAUCUUCCCACUUCCUCCCUUCAGCCCGGGAAACUCAUUUCGGGCCAGCGCCCCUGUGGUUCUCAAGAAAACUGAGGCUGAUGGAUCAAAAUCGAGUGUGUUGCUGACUGAAGCCACACCCACACAGCCACUGGCUCCUGAAAAAGGAGGAUUUUUUGGGCGAUAUUUCCCUUUGGGUCAAAAGAAGCGUCUCACGCCUCAGGAUGGAACCCUGACCAUGGCCAGGACACUCGCAGAGAGAGAGGAGCACUUUAAGAGGUCGAACAGUAACUCCCCCACCUCGACCAGUCCCACCUCACUGGUGAAGAGAAAGAGUAUAAAGAUCAGCCGCGGGACUCGAGUCAGGGAGCCGAGUAACACCUCCCUGAACCGCCAGAUCAACAACACCACUGAACUCAGACACCUCGACGAGUUCCUGGGGAACCAGAUGAAUGAGCUCCAGUCCAGAGUGAAGUCUCUCUCAGACACAGAGGUGAUUUUCGUCUCGGCCACCACGCAGUUCAGAGACACCAUAAAGAGCAUGUACUCUCUCACGAACCCUCAGAUCAGUUAUAAAGAUCUGCUGCAGGGAUAUAAAUCUAAAGUAGCCACGUUAGCUGCCCAGAAGAAGAGGGACGAGGUGCCACUGGUGGUCAAUCUGUUCCAGUCUGUACUGGACGGCUUCAUCAGGGGCGAGAUUAAACGAGUGUCCUCAGAGUCUGACCUCACCAAGCCCACAAAGAAGAUGAAGAGGAUGCGAGAGAAGGAUAAGUGUCCUGACAGCCCUCUGGAUCACCUGUUCUGUACGUAUCAAGUCAACAUCGUCCAGUCGUGUGACGUGUGCGGCUCCUUCAUCUGGGGCAUGGAGAAAGCCUGCAUGUGCAGUGUGUGUAAGAUGGUGUGUCACAGGAAGUGUAUGUGUAAGAUCAUCACACACUGCACCAAACACAUGCUCAAGAAGACUGAAGAAGGUAAAGGCACUGUGUAUUUCGGAGUGCAGUUGCUGACUCUGACCAGCAGGGCAGAGUCGGUGCCCUGUGUGCUGGAGAGGCUGCUUGCGCAUGUGGAGAUGAACGGACUGUACACUGAGGGGAUUUACCGCAAAUCAGGGUCCACUCUCAAAGCUAAAGAGCUCCAUCACCUGCUGGACACGAGUCCUCAGAGUACCAGUCUGGAUAAUUAUCAGAUCCACACAGUUACUGGGCUAAUCAAGUGCUGGUUACGGGAGUUACCUGACCCUUUGAUGACCUUUGACCUUUACAAUGACUUCCUGUAUGCUGCUGACUUGCCGGAGAAAUCAGAGAGGCUGCGAGCCAUUUACAGGAAGUUAGAGGAACUCCCCUCCCCCAACUACAACACACUGGAACGCCUCAUCUUUCACCUGGUCAGAGUGGCGAAGGAGGAGGCUUAUAACCGGAUGUCUGCUAACGCUCUGGCCAUCGUGUUCGCUCCAUGUGUCCUGCGCUGUCCUGACGUUUCUGACCCACUGCUCAGUAUGAGAGACCUUCCCAAGACCACACUGUGUCUGGAGGAGUUGAUUGUGGAACAGAUGAAGAGAUUUGAGGAGAAGAUGAAGGAGAUCCAGCAGCUGGAACAUGCUGAGGCUCUGGCAAUUAAACAGCUCACACUUCGCAGACAGAACACGCUCCUGGAGAACCCGAGGGGGAAAAUAGACGUGUCUCAGAUGGACGACUCGGACUCGAACGUGGAGGACACGCUUCUCGAGAGGAUCCGAUCUAUAAAGCAUGAGAAGAAUAAACUGGCCUACAGGCUGCCGGACCUGGACACUUCUGAUAACGAGAACCUGGACUGUGAGAGCACAGUGAGCUCAGAGAGUCCACUCCAUGACAAAAUCAUGCCCCUGAACUCGGAAGGUCAGCAGAGAGUGCCGGAGUGGCCGAAGCUUCCCGAGGAGAAAACUCCAGAUUCCAGGCCCCAGAGACGAGUGGGUGUCCAGUUCACGUGUGGAUCUCGAGAUGGACACCGGGAAUCCAAACCGAGCGGGCGGCCCACUGACCUUGACAUCCCCUUUAUAGACGAUGAUGUUUAGCAUCUAAACAUUCGGGCGUGUAGCGCUAAUCAUUCACUGUAGUGCCGCGUACCAUCGAUGCAAUAUUGUUAGCAUGGAUUGUUUACAGAUGAGAGUUAGCCAACUACUUUCUUUUCCUCAUUUGCAGUCAUAUUUGUGUUGGGAGUUUCCCAGAAGGUGUUGCCAUGGUUAUAGUUAGCUAGCUAAGACCUGGCUGGUGUGGAGAGUGUGGUGUUAGCAUGACAAGCUAGCUAGCGUUACAGUAGGAGCUAAAUGGCUAUCUUUAAAUAAUGACAUUUGUAACCGAAUAAAGAACCUUACUGAUGCUGUGUGCUAUCUGUUAGCUAGCAUUAGUGAGCGAACUAGCUAGUUCUGUUAGCUAACCAUACAUGAGCGAUAUUCUGCAGUGUUCAGUUACACACACAUACACAACACACUUACACAACACAUACACAACACACAUACACAACACACUUACACAACACAUACACAACACACUUACACAACACACUUACACAACACAUACACAACACAUACACAACACACUUACACAACACACUUACACAACACACAUACACAACACAUACACAACGCACUUACACAACACACACAUACACAACACAUACACAACACACUUACACAACACUUACACAACACACAUACACAACACACUUACACAACGCACUUACACAACACAUACACAACACAUACACAACACACUUACACAACACAUACACAACACACUUACACAACACAUACACAACACACUUACACAACACAUACACAACACACUUACACAACACACACAUACACAACACACUUACACAACACAUACACAACACUUACACAACACAUACACAACACACUUACACAACACACACAUACACAACACACUUACACAACACUUACACAACACAUACACAACACACUUACACAACACAUACACAACACACUUACACAACACAUACACAACACACUUACACAACACACUUACACAACACAUAUACACAACACACAUACAC
This is a messenger RNA of Hemibagrus wyckioides, 6988 nucleotides long. RefSeq names its product unconventional myosin-IXb-like. Bases 243 to 5987 code for a protein of 1914 amino acids. Gene Ontology annotation, molecular function: GTPase activator activity; microfilament motor activity; protein binding. Gene Ontology annotation, biological process: intracellular signal transduction. The record is from RefSeq and is a predicted model, not a curated record. The transcript is spliced from 43 exons. Gene Ontology annotation, cellular component: myosin complex. Lineage: Eukaryota; Metazoa; Chordata; Actinopteri; Siluriformes; Bagridae.